This is a messenger RNA of Brassica oleracea var. oleracea, 1877 nucleotides long. Its product is annotated as protein MID1-COMPLEMENTING ACTIVITY 1. The transcript is spliced from 11 exons. The record is from RefSeq and is a predicted model, not a curated record. NCBI's taxonomy places the organism in Eukaryota, Viridiplantae, Streptophyta, Magnoliopsida, Brassicales, Brassicaceae. Gene Ontology annotation, biological process: cell surface receptor signaling pathway. The coding region runs from base 406 to 1668 and encodes 420 amino acids.
CGAGUGGCAAGUGGUGAAGGUGUGGGGGAAAGCUAGAAAUCGACAAAAACAAACCGUCUUCUCUCGAUAUGACUCAUCUCUCUGCAUAGUCUUCUUCUCUUAACACAGGAGAAUCUUCUCUCUUCUCUCAUUUCGAAGACGACGAACAAAUCUCCAAGGAAGGCGUGAAGAGUAAAAGUAUAACUGUUACCUUCCUCAAUGCAUUAAUUUGUUCGCCGGCGCAUUCUCUCGGAGUCUAAGAAGAAUCUGCUCCCUGUUUAGUCAAGCCUCCUCAUGAACUGAGCAGACCUCUGAUCCGACGUCGUACUCGAUCUCAAUCAAAAAUGUCGUCGUCGGAUUAACUCGGAUCCGUAAUAUUACCUCACUCGAAGGAACUUUCUCGCGGUUAAUUGAUUUUGAGAGUUAAUGUCACACUCAUGGGAUGGACUCGGGGAGAUAGCGUCAGUAGCUCAGCUCACGGGCCUAGACGCAGUCAAGCUCAUAGGCCUCAUAGUCAAAGCCGCGAACACCGCGUGGAUGCACAAGAAGAACUGCCGCCAGUUCGCUCAGCACCUCAAACUCAUCGGCAACUUGCUCGAACAGCUCAAGAUCUCGGAGAUGAAGAAGUAUCCAGAGACUCGCGAGCCUCUCGAAGGGCUCGAGGAUGCUCUGAGGAGGUCUUACAUUUUGGUUAACAGUUGUCGUGACAGGAGCUAUCUUUACCUGUUGGCUAUGGGAUGGAACAUUGUUUAUCAGUUCAGGAAAGCUCAGGACGAGAUUGAUCGUUUUCUCAAGAUCAUACCACUCAUCACUUUGGUUGAUAACGCUCGUGUUAGGGAGAGGUUAGAGUACAUUGACCGUGAUCAGUUCGAGUACACUCUCGAUGAAGAGGAUAGACACGUGCAAGAUGUUAUUUUGAAACAAGAAUCCACCAGAGAAGCGGCUUCCGUGCUCAAGAAGACUCUCUCUUGCUCGUACCCUAACUUGCGUUUCUGUGAUGCUCUCAAAACCGAAAACGAGAAGCUGCAGCUCGAGCUUCAGCGUUCUCAGGAGCAUUAUGAUGUGGCUCAGUGUGAAGUCAUUCAGCGUUUGAUUGGUGUGACUCAAACUGUUGCUGAGGUUGAUGGCGGCUCUGAGAAGGAGCUGUCCAAGAAAGCUUCUAAUAAAAAGGCUGACCGUAGUGUAAGCCAUAAGAUGGAGUAUUCGUAUGAGGAAGAUCCUCCCAUGAAAAGCACUAGUCGUGCAGCUUCAAGAUCCACUUCUUCUGUUACAUCAGGACAUGAUAUGCUUUCACGAAGAGCAUCACUACACCAUGAAGAAUGGCACACUGAUUUACUAGCUUGUUGCUCGGAACCUUCUCUUUGCUUGAAGACAUUUUUUUUCCCGUGUGGUACUUUGGCAAAGAUUGCCACUGCAGCAACUAACAGACACAUCUCUUCAGCUGAAGCAUGUAAUGAGCUAAUGGCAUAUUCUUUGAUACUUUCUUGUUGCUGCUACACUUGUUGUGUAAGGAGGAAACUCCGGAAAACACUCAACAUUACGGGAGGGUUCAUUGACGAUUUUCUAUCUCAUUUGAUGUGUUGUUGCUGUGCUCUUGUCCAAGAACUGCGAGAAGUUGAGAUUCGUGGGGCUUAUGGUACGGAGAAGACGAAAAUAAGUCCACCUUCGUCGCAGUUCAUGGAACAUUGAAUUCUUAUACAAAAAGGUGAACUAAACAACGUUAUGACACGAGCUUCUUCGUGCUACUUUCUUACUGUCUUUUUGUCUUUGCAUGUAAAUGAGUUUGGGAUUCCCAUCGACUUUUCAGUAAUUGUGCUGUGUAUCGUAUAGACUAUGGACUAACUAAAACCUCGCCUUUGACUUUGAUCAUAUGAUGAUGAUAGUGGUGUUACGUUCAA